AUGAUAAGGGAAAAUAUUGAUGAGAAAUAUGUGGAAACAUCCGCCAUGAGACGGCGAUGUAGCGAGUUCUCAUCAUUUUAUCCGCAGUGUAGACAUUGCUUCUACUUUGUGGUUGGCACUGAGGACAACGAUGACAAUCCGGCCGUUGUGGGCGGGAAGCUUGUUACAACUGAUAAAGGUGUGUUAUCAUCCGCAGAGCAUCCGGAACGAAACAAACAGUAAUUUAUUAGCAUUUCACCGUGGAACACUUUAAGCUGCUUUUCAAGGAGCGGCCGUCUAAUUAAUGAGCUAAAAUGAGCUGCCGAAAACGAAUUGAUGCAUUUACUACCUUUUGAUUUAUACCAAAAUUUCGUACUUUUAGGCCUCAUUUUGCUUUGUGUCGAAGAUACGAAUUCGGUUUUGCGUGUCCAAGGAUCAUGGCUUCGGGGCUGGACAAGGCCAAGGCCGUCGCCUUGGGCAUUAUUUUGUUUCUUUCUAUUGGCAUUCUGUUCGUGAGUGUCGUGACGUUGUUUAAAGUUGGAAAUAAGCAAAGUGCAACGCCAGCAGAUGCAACGACGACAACAACACCCGUUCCAGAUGAUGAGAAACCGGAUACUCGUAAGUCAGAAGGCACUAUUAUCAGUCUGUCGGGAAAAUAACGAGCGCAUCGAAAAAUCGCAUCGCCGCCGAGAAAAUGAAUUGAGUUGCGGCAAAAUCAAUUUUUUUUUCACUUCAGCAACACGAUCGGCGCAGCGAUAAGAAAGUAAGAAAAAAUUUCAGCUCCUACCCAUCCAACAAAAGCAACAACAACCACAACAACGACUCGUCCGCCAAGCAACGGCGGGACAAACAUCCGACCUGCCGAGCCAAUUGAUCCGAAGAAUUCGAAAUACCCGGCAUUCAAGAGCUACGCUGAUGACUUGAUAACGCAUGUCAAUUUUGCAUUUGAUCCAUGCGAAAACUUUUAUGAAUAUACAUGUGCCAACACGCAGAGGGGAGGCUUUAGUUUCCAGCAACUGAUUGACCAAAAUUUUAAAAAUCUGUUGAAAGGAGUUAAAGGAACAAAUGUAAGUGUUACAGCGGCUUAUAAUAUAGAUUUCUGUGAUUUUAGAACAACGAUUAUGCCGUUAAAUUUCGUUCUGCAUUUAACCUUUGCUACGAGGCAGAAAAGAAAGCAGAAAAGUAUCCAAAGUCCGCUGAGACGAUUCAAAACUUCUUCAAAGAGAAUUCCAAGAAGAUAAAUCUCCCAUUCCCAACUUUAUCGUCGUCUUCGGAAUACACUCUGCCAUCUCCCAUUGAAAUGGCCCAGAUCUUGGCCUAUUUAACUCAUCAAUAUGAAGUCCGAACUCUUCUAAAUUAUCAGAUCGAUACAGUUUGGCCUCAACCUUUCAACCCACCGCAUCAUCAUAGGCCAGUCUACCAGCUGUUUAUCGACCAGUCAAAGACCUUUUAUCCGGAAAGGUAUUACAGUCUUGUUUGGGACGAGACAAAGCCCAAGUAUAAGAAAGAUAUCAAGGACUUGGUGAACAAAGCCGCAAAAAUUUUGAAGGCCACAGUGGGCGAAGAGGUCUUGGAGAAAGAUGUUGAUGACGCAGUGGAAUUUGAAAAGCAAUUGGCGCUGGAAAUAAAUGCUGCGGCAUUGAGCAGGAAAAAUUUUGGAAGGUACGUCAAUUUUAUUAUCAUCAUUUUUACUGCAGAUAGACCUAAAAGAAUAUGCUUUUAAAAAAUGCAUAUUGCUCAAUGAACCUUUAUGGAUAUCUCUUAUUUUAGAUCCUACAAUCUCCGAACUGCCGAGCAAAUGAAAAACAACGGGCUAGUUGACUUCAAGGAGUACAUUUCCCAAAUUUCCCAGCAAACCCAAACCGCAAUUACCAACCGAGUAACCAAUUCGACCUACGAAUUUGUCCUCAUGGAACCGGACGUCUUUGCUCGUCUGACAAGCUACCUCAAAACUGCCUUAAACCCCAGAGUAUUUUACAACUACAUCAACUAUCGGUUUCUCCUUGGAGUCGCCGACUACUUCCCUAAGGAAGACAGUUUUGGGUCGCUGGAAAACGACGACGAAGCACUGCAAUUGAAAUGCCUGAGGAAAUUGAAUAGCUAUUUGCCGGAGGCUGCCGGCCGAAUCUUCGUCGAGACAGUGGAGCCGAACCGAGUAAAGAGGGUGGAGUUGAAGGACAAGAUUGGAACUAUUGUCUCGCAAGCUGUUGCGGGAUUCCAGGUAAAGAUUUGAUAGCCAUCCAGAAUAUCAUUUUAGACCCAACUCCUUGAAAUCGACUGGCUGUCUCCUGAAGCCAAGCUGGAAGCUAAUAAGAAGUUGAAGUACGUAAACAGAAACAUCGGAUACGCCGACUGGCUAGACGAUGAUGAGAAGCUCAACAAAUUCCACGAAUUUUUGGAUACAAAAGGUAAUUGACCAAUAUUGAUCAAUAGCUGUACUUUUCAGCUCCAACUUUCCUAGAACUCGAGAGAAAUCUUCGUUUGUUCAACCACAGAAACAAUUGGAACAAACUAUUGCGCAAUGACUACGACCGCACAGAUUGGCCUCCAAUUUCGGCUGUAAAUAUCGAUGGCUGGAACGAGGUCCGUUGGAACUCGGUUACAUAUCCCUAUGGCAUUCUGCAACGACCUUUCUACGAUCCGAACUAUCCGGCUGCGGUAAACUUUGGAGGUAUUGGCCAUCUGGCGGCCCAUGAACUCAUUCACGCCUUCGAUGACGCUGGAGUUCAGUGGGAUAGUCUUGGAAGGCUACGUAAUUGGCUGGAUGAGAAGUCGAGUACCGCUUUCAACGAGAUGGUAGGAUGUGUGAGCCGGCAGUAUGGAAAGUUUAUUCCGUUGGAAGGGAUGGCGAUCAAUGGGAGAGAGACUGUCGGAGAAAACAUGGCGGAUAACGGAGGUAAUUUAAAUAGGUAAUCAAUGAAAUAACGAAUUUUUCAGCCGUUCGCGCCGCCUUCAACUCUUUCCAAGCAUAUCAAGAAUAUUAUGGACAAGAUCCAAGGCUACCUGACCCGGAUCUCGGAGAAUUUACUCAUAAUCAACUCUUCUUUCUCUCGUUUGCCAGGGUCUGGUGUGAUGCACCAACCGACGAUGAUGUAAAACAAUUUAUGUUGGUGGACAAUCACUCUCCAUCGAAAUACCGAGUUAUCGGAUCUCUUCAAAAUUUCCCCGCCUUCAGAGCCGCCUUCAAUUGCCCCAUCGGCUCAAAAUACGCGCCAGGGGAGAAAUGUGACGUCUGGGUUUCGGAUGUCAAGCCAGGUAAAAGAAAUCACAUGUUUGAAACAACAAAUGCCGUAAUUUAGCCCGGGGAGUCCCCGCUGUCCCAAAGGAAGAGCCAUCCUUGAAAAUCCAAGAUCGACUGGCGAACAAAACCGAGACAUUCAAGUCGAUCGCUACUCAACUGUCAGCAAAUUUGGACCUAGAUGUGCAGGCUUGCAACGACUUCCAUAGAUAUGCUUGUGGAGGGGGAAAAGAGAUCGAUCCUAUCUUCGAAGCCACGCAAAGAGUCGAUGAAGCCGUUAGAGAAAAAUUACAGGGAAAUGUUACGGUAAGUAAACACUGACUGAACCCGUACCCCCUUUCUAGGGUGCAUUGAAGAAGGCCAAGGCUCUUCACGACACUUGCAAGAGCGGUGGAAGUGAUGCUAGCGAAGAUGUGAAGAAAGCCAUUGAAGACCUCGAGCAACUCAUUGGACUUAAAUUCCCAUUGGUUAACAAGCUGACGGAGGUCGCAUUUUCUGAUCUACAGCUAGCCAAAGCCCUCUCGCAUCUCUCAUUUUCCCAUGGAAUCAACGCAGUAUACAAACUUGACGUACAACCGAAUACUCAAAGGAAUUUCGUUGGAAAGCCGUAUUUGUUCCAUAUCUCAGCACCCGAUGCCAUUUUCAAAAAAGCUGUCUACAAUUCUGGAGCAGUCUACGCCGAGUAUAAGGACAUCCUAGCGGAGCUUUUGCUAAAAACAUUGCAAAAGUUGUACCCAACAGAAACUGCUGAUGUCUCAGUUGCUGACCUUAAGAAUUCCCUAGCUGAGAUCGAUUAUUCUCAAGGAUUUCUGACCAAAAUCAACAGUCGGACUGCAAGCCAGAGAAAGUAUUCGCUUGACGACCUAAACAAGCUAUCGUAUGCUAAAGCUUUUGCUUUCAAGGAGCACUUCAACGAAUAUAGAAGAAUCCUGGAACUGGCCGAUUUGAAAGUGAAAGACCAGCUUGAUGGAAAAACAGAGAUUGUCCUGCAAGACUCCUUGGCUUUUACUGAGAGCUUAGAGUCGUUGGCUGCCGUGAGAGAGAGCAACCAAUCUUCUGCGAAUUUAGUCAACUACUUGUAUCUUCGAAUACUUCUGCAGUAUCAAACAUUUUUGGCGUUAGGUUCCAAGUUAAUGACGAAAAUUGCCCCAUCCUUACAUGAAACGCCGAUUGCAGUCGUUAAAGAAGACCAAAAAGCCUGUACAGAUGUUGUUCACAAACUAUUGCCUCCACUAUAUGCUCGAGCAGCAUUGGAUGGCAUCUUCGGCUCUCGAGAGGACUUCAAGAAGCAGCAGGAAAAGAUAGCUCAAAAAACGCAAGCUAUCGGCUUAACCUUUGAAAAUCUCUUGAAUGGCCUUUCCUGGGCCCCUUUGGCUACAAGACAAAAGCUCGUGAGGAAAGUCAAAGGCGCUGCAAGGAACAUUGGAGCACCAGAUUGGGUUUUUGACGACGAAACGUUGACGAAAGCAUAUGAAGAUCUCGAUGAGCCCAAGAUUUCCACGAUUAUCGGCUGGUAUGUCCAAGUAUCGCAAUUUAAAAAGGUCCAAUCCAUCCGCCAACUUACUCAGAAGGCCGUCCAAAGAGUUGACUUUGAGAACACCCACAGCGCUCUCGUUAACUUUGGAGUAUACACUGAGAGAGAUUUGAACUCGAUCAACAUUCCCUUAAGCUAUCUAGUCAGUCCGGUUUACGACGAGAAUAAUCCGCAGACAUGGACGUUCGCUUUCUUGGCAAAUGAGAUUGGAAAAGCCUAUGGCCAUUUGUUUGAUGUCCAAGGAAUCGAGCACGACGAAUACGGUCAACUGAAUCAACUGCUGGAUCCGGAAAGCGAACAAAAGUUGAAUGAAAUCUUCAGCCAACUGCUGAAAUAUUUCUCCGACGCCGAAAAAGCAAAGUUCUUGCUUGAUGACAUUAUCGCCGACCACACUGGCUUAAUUUUGGCUGAGAUUUCGUUGAGAAGAUGGAAGUUAGUUCAUGGUGAUGACGGAUCCUUGUCUGACGAGUUUUUGGGAUUGUUGUCCAGCUCUCAGCUUUUUUACUACACAUAUUCGCAAAAGUACUGCAAAAAAGAAGACCCAACAGGGCUGUUCAAGAACAAUGUCUACCUGCAAAAACACCUUGGAAAUAGAAGAGCUUUCCAAGUGGCUUUUAACUGUAACAGCACUCAGAAUUAUGCGCCGGAAAAUAGAGUUGACGUAAGUUGUCUUAAGUUGUCGUUAGAAGAAAAUUUUUAUCAUCGCCUAAUCUUACAACGCUAAUAAUUUCAGUUGUGGACCUCCGAAGCAACUGCUGUUAUUGGAGUCCCAGAGUUGCCAAAACUCAAACCGAAUCUCAACAUUCCCUCCCAACCCACCUCAAACAGCCCGAAGUACGAGGAAUGCGCCAACCAGUUCGCUGAGGCCAUCAAUGUCAACUUUGAUCCAUGUGAAGACUUUUAUAACUACACUUGCAACCGUUUCACUGGCGUCAGCAACUUCGGACCGCUCUAUCGACAGUAUACGGCUGAUAUCUACCGAAUGAUCAAGAAGCCACUUGUUGAAGAAGACCCCGCUGCCGUUAAAAAGGCAAAACGAUUCUUCAAACUGUGCAUGAAUUCGGUUGAGAACCCACGACGAGACGACACAAUUAUUGAUGAAAUCCUAAAGGAAUUUGCUGAUUAUUCAAAGAUGCCCUUCCCACUCAGAGACAAACAACAGAUCGCAGAAUAUCCGAGUGCUUAUGACAUUGGAAGAGCCAUUGGAUAUCAAUACUCCAAAUUUGGCAAUUCAAUUUUGAUAUCGAUUGUUGCAAAUGCGAAUUACAAACAUCCAGAGAAAGGUCUGGCGUUCGAAAUGUCCGGAGGAUUUUUCCUACAUGGCAUUGAAUUGCAACUCAACUUAACCGAAGAAAAGAUUGUCGAGAGUGCCAUGAGGAGUGUCAAUCGGUAUUUGAAACAUUACUCAGAAGAUGCGGACCAAUAUCAAGAGGAAUUAAAGAAGACAGCGACAAAAAUUGUGAGGCUAGAGAAGAGAGUGUUCUCCAGAAUGCAGGUUAACGCUACAAAACCCCGAGAUUUCAUCGAAUCGUUUGUGGCAUACCCUGUGAGGAAGAUUCAGCAACUCUCAACGUCCAUUGACUUCCGAGGCUUUGUGGAGGGAGUUCUCUUCGAGACGCCUGACCUUUGGCCAAAAUAUUUGCAUCCAAAGCAAGAAGUCUACGUCCGAGAUAUGGUACAACUUUAUACAGUACUCCUGGCCUUUGAUGACGCAAUGAAGGAAAAACUAGUAACACCUAAUGAUCUCUAUAAUUAUUUCUACUUCAACGCUAUCAGGUCAUUCAAUGCCCAAUUCUUGCCAAAUCCUCCAAAGCCGAGAAGCAUUAUGGAAACUAUUUCACCUCGAAAAGCACCAUCAAUCCCUAUAAUCACAACUUAUGAUGACACUCCCUUCCAUAUGACGGAUGAAGGCAAAGAAUUCACAGAAGAUGAAACAACUUGUCUUUUCAAAACAAUAUUCAAUUUUGAAGAGAUAGCAAGCGCUAUGUUUGUCAAGUCCAAGCUACCAACGCAGAAAGCGCAACAACAACUCCAGCUGGAAGUUGCCAAGAUCGCCGAUACAGUCUUACUGAGUUUCCGAAGCAUGAUAGAUCAAGUUAGUUGGAUAACAAAAGAGAGUCGAAAGGUAAUCAUCGCCAGUCCGUAUAUCCAUAUAAUAAAUUUGUUUUUUUAGCAAGCCAUCUCAAAACUUGACAACGCCGUCAAAAACAUUGCCUUCACUAAACUCUCUCAAAGUUUUGAAGCCGUCGAUGAGUACUACAAAGAAGUCGACUUCAAAGAUGAUGAAAUUCUUCAACGCGUGGAUUACUUGGUUCGAAAAUUGGAACUUGCGAAAAUGCGACAAAGAUUCAAAGAAACUCCGUUUGAUCGGCACAAAUUCAUGGGGUCUCCUUAUGCAGUGAAUGCGUGGUACUAUCCGAUCACAAACGGCUUGACCCUUCCGCUCGGUAUUCUCCAGGCUCCGUUCUACGAUAGGGAAUGGCCUGCGGCGGUGAAUUACGGAUUAUUGGGAGUUCUGGCUGGUCAUGAAAUCGGACAUGGAUUUGGUACGUAAAAUCAUAGGCUCCGAGAAACUUACCGCGUAUUUCAGACUUCAGCGGCAGUCAGUUUAACGGAGUUGGAGCGAUGGGGCGAUGGAUCGACAAAGAAAGCCAGGAAAGGUACGACAACAUGACUGACUGUGUUGUGAACCAGUACAACAACUUCUGCGAAGACAAAAACUGCGUGAACGGAGACCAAACCAAAGGAGAAAAUGUCGCCGACAAUGGUGGAAUUCAAGCCGCCUUCAGAGCGUAUAGAAAUGCUAUUUCGCGAGAUGGCGCCUCUCCCCGACUUCCCAAUGAUUUGAUCGGCCAAUUCACUAGUGAUCAGCUUUUCUUCUUGGCCUUUGGAAGGCUGUGGUGUGAUCAGAAUACCCCGCUGGCCGAAUAUAACGACAAUCAUCCGCCUGGAAGAUACCGAGUUCUCGGCUCAUUACAGAACUUCCCAGCGUUUAGAGAGGCAUUCAACUGUCCAAUCGGAAGUAAAUAUGCACCAGAAGAGCGUUGUGACGUCUGGAUCAGCGAUGUCGAACCAUGUAGGUCAUCUUAAUUCCAUGUAAAACGGAUUUUUCAGCUCUUGGAAUUCCUCCUACAACGACAACAUUAGCGCCAGCCAAUCUUCCCUCAGCUCAAAGCAAAGACAGCGAAAAGUUCAACGAAGUCAAGACUAGUCUACUUCAAACCAUUGACGUGGAUGAAAGUCCAUGUGACAACUUCUAUGACUAUGUAUGCAGCAACUUCAUAAAGGGAGCAGAAACUGACGAGCAGGCGGCUACAAGACUUGCGGCCAGUCGGGUUGUAAAGGCAUUGGAAUCCGGAAACGUUGAUAUCCCAGAGAAGAAGAUCAUCAAUAAUUAUUAUAGCUCAUGCCUAAAGCGGCAACAAGACAACGAAGCGUUGAAAUCAACAGUGACAUUGAUCGUUGACAGGUUCGCCGAGGAGAUUGACACCAAUUUCACAUUAUUCGAAACUGAAUCAUCUGUUAUCGGAGAAAACUUCUUCGAAAAAGCCAUUGGCGCGUUAAAUGGGAUUUUUGGAAUUGGUAGCUUGAUCGACAUCAACAUCGAGCCAAAUUUAGAGACAACAGAAUUUGCUUAUCCAGUUUAUCUCCUUCAAUUUGACGAGGCCUCUUUAUCCCACCCUGCCGAAAUAUAUCGAACCAAAUAUCAGGAGAAAACAAAGGGCUGGGUAACAAAUGAGAUUAAACAAGUCUUGCAAGCCUAUGGAAAACUAAUCUCUGCGGCUCAUGUUGACUACGAUAAGGCCGCCGAGAAAAUUUACAAACUAGAAGCUCUUUUGUCGACCUAUUCAAACUCCUUGGAGAGAAAGAGGACUAUGAGAACCCGGCAAAAUAUUCAAUUUGCAGCCAAUUUAACCAAUGAUUACCCAGACUUUGACUGGCUGGUCCUCUUCCAAAAGUAUCUGAAAUCGGCGUCAUCUGCUGUCAGAUCCAAGGUUAUAACUGAAGAAGCCGGAAAACCCCCGGUUCUGAAUAAUGAAUUCAUAUUGAGCAUUAUGAAUCCAGUUGGACUUGGGGAGACGUUAAAGGCGUGGAAGAACGAAAAAUCCGGAAUUCUUCCCGAAGAUAUGGUCAACUACCUGUAUUUCAAGUUGCUGUGGGGCAUACGGUAAGUCCUUGAUGCUCUGAUAAUUUAAUCUUUCAAUUUUUCAGUCACAUUCUUCUGAAGAAACCUCAUGAUGGACUGAAUGACAAUUUACCGGCGACAGAUCUGAACACACUCUCUUGCGCAUUGGAAACUCGAAGCCUUGGCCCACUGCAUUCCAAAUACUACUUUGAAGGAAAUGAAAUUGCCUUCAAGGACGUCCAAGAGAACGUCACCAGGCUGACGAAUGCCAUCAUAAACUCACUAUUAACUCAUAUUCGGCAAACAACCUGGGCUUCUCAGCAGGCAAAGAAUGCCGCAAUUGGAAAGUUAGAGAAUCUUCAAAUUAAUGCCAUUGGAGAUACGAAAAUCAUCCAAGACAAUUAUAUCAAGGAAUAUUUUGAAGGCUACCCUGAUCUUUCCGACAGAGAGGCUUUCGGAGAUUAUUGGCUAGCGCAGACGCAGUUUAGAAAAGGCAAAGAGCUGGCGAAACUGUUGAAAAAUUCAGUGGAACGAGGUUUCGAUGAAAGUCCAAGUCAUGUAAGCACAUAAGAAACGUCUGUAGCUUCAUUUCAGGUCACUCCAUACUACAACUACAUCACAAAUACGCUGACUGUGCCAGCCGGAGCAGCUUCUGCACCUUUCUUUGACUUUGACUACCCAUUAUCGGCGAAUUACGGCGGACUUGGCAUCAGAAUUGCUCAUGUUUUAGCCCACUCGCUAGGUAAAUUUACGCUGAGUAUAUCUCAAUCGUUUCGUUUCUAGACGCAAUCGGAAUUCAAUUGGACAAACUUGGACACUACAGUGACUGGACGGAUUCGAAAGACGCUUUCGAAGAAUUGACUAGAUGUCUGAAGCUCCAAUACAGCAAAUUCUGUCCGGUAAUAGAGGAAGGAUACCCUGUACGAUGCAUAAACAACGAUGAGAUAGUCCCAGAAAACUUUGCUGAUAACAUCGGUAAUUGGUCCUACCUAUAUAACAUCUUUUGAAUUUUUAGCGAUCCAUGUGGCUUACACCGCCUAUCAACUGGCUGAAGGAGAGUUCGGCGCAGACUUACGGUUCAACGAUAAUUUACUCGGACAACUUGGACCUGAACAAACAUUUUUUCUGGGUUAUACUCGACAAUACUGCGAGAGUAAUCGAAAAGAAAGUCAGAUAUUCAGCCAAUUGAUUACGGGAAAAGCAAUUCCAUCGAGAUAUCGAGUAGAAGGGACGCUAGAGAAUUACAAAGCCUUCCAAUCGGCCUUCCAUUGUCCGGCUGGAAGCGGAUAUGUGAAGGAAAAGCCGUGCGAAGUCUUUACUGGUGCUGGAGGUAAGCGAAUUUUCGUACGAAGCGAUUCUACGCCAACUUCUUGCAGCAAUCAAAUCAAAUCUUCCCACGACGAACAUCCGCGACAAGAAACAAAUCGACAGGAGCUAUCCAGAAGGCCAGCUGAAAGCAUAUCAGCAGGCUGUGGACCUUUUCAACUAUUCGAUGGACUUGACUGCCGAUCCUUGCAACGAUUUCUACAAAUAUGCCUGUGGAAAGUACGAAAAGCCUGUCAGUUUCCUUGUCUUGAGAAACGAGAACUACAAGAAUCAGGCACAAGCGAUCAAAAAUAUUGAUGUGAAGUCUGAGGUAAGGAGAGCGGAGAAAAUAAUCUUCUGAGCGAUCUCGAAAUCGUCUCCGCAAGCAUACAUGCGACAAAUGCAGCUCCUAAAAUGCAAAAAAACUAGUAAAACUUACCCUUUCAACCAUCUUUGGAUAUUACACUUGGUAGAGCAUCACAAAAUUGACUCGUAAUUUUGCGCCAUAACCAGCAUGCCGGCCUGUCUUCACUGCGUUUUCAUCUAAAACCAAUCAAAAAAUGAGGAAAACAGACGUCGGUAGUGCAAUAUAAAAUUACCUAAAAACUGGAACACACUUUCUUCUGCAAUUUUUCAUGCCGCAGAUGGCGCAAGAAUAACUUUAGCUAUCUCGCGAAAUUUUUUUUACAAGAGGUACUUCAUUUAUAAUCGUUCUGUAACAAAAGAAAAGCGGUCCAAUGAAAAAUAGUAAAAAAAUGGGACAACAUUUUUUGACAUUUCGCCACAAAAUCCAAUAAACAGCCACAAUCGAGAUUCGGUACAUUUUUUCCACUUUUUCAGCCCUCCAAAGCGUUGAUCAAGCUCCGUGAAUACUACAAUCAAUGCAUCACGUUCCAAAACAGCUUCCCCGACAAUAUCAAAGCAGGCAUUCAAAUCAACCAGAUCGUGAAUAAGCUCCAAGCCGCUUUGGGUGAUAUUAUUCCCACAAUGUUCUUCAAGGAUCGUCAAAAUGAUCCCGAGAAAACGAUAAAAUGGUCUGAAGCAAUCGCUCAUCUCCAAAUUGUCGAGGGCGUGGAUACCUUCAUCACACAGACGAUUGAAGUCGAUGCCGUUGAAGGGAGCGCGAAGCCCGGGAUCACGCCCAAAAUGUUGUAUCUGGACGAGGCUACAUUGGUUUGGCCCAAGAGCUACUACCAGGAAGCGCCUUGGAAACAGCAGGAGAAAAAGUACAAAGAAAAAAUCCUCAAGGUCCUGAAAAACUUCCAAAAAGUCUUACCUGAGAGUGAUGCUGACGAGGAGCAGCUAAAGAGUUAUGUCGAGAAAUUCGCAAGAAUCGAACUCAAACUGGCCAAGGCUCCAUUCGCCACGGACGAAACAAAAAGGCGAAAGUACACGUGUCAUAAGUACACUGUUGCGGAACUGGAUCGCAACUUCCAAGGGUUCUUCCAUGACCUUUAUUUGGAGGCUUUGCUAAGGUUAACCGGAACAUCAAUGACUCCGGAUGAAACUUAUCAACUUGCGCUGAAAUGGCCCCAAACAUACGGGAAAUUCAUUGAAGCCUUGGAAACGGAACAAUUUGAAGGUGAAGAUGCGGUUGUCAACUACCUGUUUAUGCGACUGCUUCUUGCAAAUGAGGAAUGGAUUCCAAAUGACGAUAAAAUCGACGAAUCCCGGGAUUUGGAGAAGAUUUGCGGCGAAAAAACGCAAAUGAUGAUGAUGUACGCGAAUGGCAGAGCAUUCGCAGAUUAUAUGUACAAGACGCCCGAGGGCAAAGCAAAGGCCAAGUCGGAUGUGAACAAGAUGAUCGACAAUAUUCGAUAUCAAUUCCAAGGCAUGCUCGACGAACUUUCUUGGGCGAAAUCUUCGAAACGGUUUUUGGAGGGCAAAGUAAGCGAACUCCAGAAGAACAUCCUGUAUCCGGAGUUCUCCAUGGAUAAUGCAAGGCUUGAUGGGUACUAUGGCAGUUAUACUACGGGGACGGACUUUUUUGAUUCGACGAGAAAACUGCAAAUCGACUUGAAACAUCACGAAUAUUUCUAUUUGACUGAUGGUGGGAAAGAUUAUAGAGAUGACUUCAUUCAAUGGCCGGGAACAGUAAAUGCUUGGUAUGAGGUGAGUUGAAGUAUCAAACAAGAUCCUUUCGAAUAUCAGUGGGUUCGUUAUACAGAGGUUUCUUUCAAUCAGUCUAUCGGGAAAAUAGUGAGCGCAAUGUCGGUGUGCCGAUCGCGUCGUUGAAGUGAAAAGCAAUUUGAUUUUGUUGCUACACAAAUGCGAUUUUGAAUGCAACAUUGUGCUCAUUAUUUUCCAGAUAGGCUGAUAAAUUCCAAAAAAUCCGCAAGUCUUUACGGGCAAUUUCAGAGGUUUCAAGAGUCAAACUCAACCUCCCUGCGACGAACCCUCUUUAUAACAAAUCAAUUUUUUGUCCCCUUGCUAUUUGUUACACUGAAUGGCUCCAAUACUUGAUUUUCCCAUAUAUAUUUCAGCCCUUCUACAACUCUCUAACAAUCCCCGAAGGCAUUGUUCAGCCACCCUUCUAUCACGCUGAUUUCCCAACUUCGGUCAACUAUGGUGGACUUGGCGUCAUCACUGGUCAUGAACUUUCUCAUGCUUUUGGUGAGCUCUUGUUUUGGCUGGACUAGUAGCAUUUUCGUAAAGUGCAGGGGCAUUUUUUUGCUUUCGCACAGUGAAUUUUGAACUUCCUCACGCUUGUCGCCAACGCACAGCGCAUUUUCUCUUUUCGCACUGUGCAACCCUCAAAAAAGCCGUUUGCACAGUGCGAAUUUCUGAUGGCGCCGCGGCGACGUAGUUGAAACUGGCCUCUUUCGCUGCGAUAAUUUAAAUGCACAGUGCGAAACGCAAAAAAAAAUAGUGAAAUGAACUGUGCAAAAUGGGGUCUUUUUUGUGCACGGUGCGGAGAAUCUCUAUGCAUUUUAUGAAAAAAAAAAUUUUUCACUAGUGCAAUUUGAAUUAAAAAUUAAAAUUUUUGUCUUCCAGACGACGAAGGGAUCCAAUGGGAUGGCAUUGGAGUGCGCAACAGCACCGGUUUGAGCCCAGAGACCCGCAACAGCUUCGAUGAUAUGGCUCAAUGCAUAGUGGAUCAAUAUGGAAGCUUCCAGCCGUUGGAUCCCUCCAAAUACUCGCCGUCCAAGCUGAACGGAGAGAACACACAAGGAGAGAACAUUGCGGACAAUGGCGGAAUCCAUGCGGCGUACCGUGCCUACAAAAACCAUGUCCAUUUGAAUGGCCAAGAGCCCCAGCUUCCGCAUCCAGUGUUGGGCCGUCUUUCGCACGAUCAACUCUUUUUCCUGGCGUUCGCGCAGGUGUGGUGUCAAGUUGAGGCCAAGCCCGAUGCAAUGCACACGCAGAUCUUGGUGGAUGAACACUCACCGUCCAUCUAUCGGGUCAUGGGAACGGUGCAGAAUUUCCCGGCCUUCAGAGAGGCGUUCAACUGCCCGGUCAACGCGCAUUACACCCCGCAAAAGCAUUGUAGUGUCUGGGUGCCGGAGAGAAGACUGGUUUAA
Molecule: messenger RNA, 13703 nt
Organism: Bursaphelenchus xylophilus (pine wood nematode)
Lineage: Eukaryota; Metazoa; Nematoda; Chromadorea; Rhabditida; Aphelenchoididae
Source: the annotation of a GenBank genome assembly